Ostertagia ostertagi is the source of this 2664-nucleotide messenger RNA. NCBI's taxonomy places the organism in Eukaryota, Metazoa, Nematoda, Chromadorea, Rhabditida, Trichostrongylidae. The record is from the annotation of a GenBank genome assembly.
AUGAGGAAAUUCCCGACCAGGUUCUCCCGCCAGGUACACUGGUGUGCGGAGCAAGAUGAUUCCGAUGAUGAGGGAAAUCAAGAAGUAACGAUUAGCAAUGUGCAGACAGCGAGAUGCCGGAAUCAUGUAGAGAAUUCCUCGCAAAGAAACAGGACCGAUACAGGGCACACGGGAAGGCUCGAAGAACCUUUGAUUAUUAGUAAUAGAGUUACCUCAAAAGCACGUGUGAGUAUAGAACCAGCCAUAAUGCUUCCCAUCAUAGUGAAUGGACGUACCGUUGAUUUCGAGUUGGAUACCGGUGCCUCUGUAUCAAUAAUUGACGAGGCGACGUGGUCGAUGAUAGGAAAACCAGAAAUGAGACCGACCAAGCUAGAAGCGACGGCUUACAAUAAUAGCCCUAUCAGUUUUGAGGGUCGAUGUACAGUGGAGUUACAAUUUAAGGGACGUGUGAUAACAAUGGAAGUGUAUGUGUUACGCACAGCUAGCCACCCAUUGUGUGGCAGAGAUAUGAUCAGGGGACUACAAAUAGAUUGUGGACCUCAUGUAAGAAGUGUGGAAGGCAAGAGGCCCUACACUAAAGAGCAGUUACGGGAAAAAAUGAAGAAUUUAUUAGAAGAGAACCAGGUAUUAUUUCAAAAAGGACUAGGGAAAUGUACGACGGCAAAGGUGUCACUGAAGUUGAAACAAGGAUUAGAAAAGCCUAAGUUUUGCAGAGUAAGACCAGUUCCUCUGGCAUUGAGGCCGAAGGUGGAGGCUAAGUUACAGGAGCUGGUAGAGAAUGGUACUUUGACUAGGGUGGAACAUUCGGAAUGGGCUACACCCUUAGUGGUAGUACCUAAGCCAGGAGGAAAAAUAAGGUUGUGCGGAGAUUAUAAGGUGACGUCGUGUGCUAUUUGCGCUACCUUCGGGAAUGAAAUGAGAAAAACACCAUUGCAUCCCUGGGAAACGCCUGCGGGGGUCUGGCAAAGGUUACAUUUGGAUUUUGCGGAAACCAGUGACGGGAAGCGAUGGCUAGUAAUAGUGGAUGCAAAAUCAAAGUGGCCCGAAGUCGUGAAAAUGGGGGCAACCACGGUAGAAAAAACAAUAGAAAAGUUAAAGGAUAUUUUCAGUAUCCAUGGGUUGCCAGAGCAGAUAGUGGUGGAUAACGGGCCACAGUUUAUAGCGAGAGAAUUCAAAGAAUACUGCAUUAGGAGGAAUAUAGAGUUAAUUUUCAUUCCGCCUUACCAUCAUAAUUCUAAUGGAGAGGCGGAAAGAUUUGUGCAAACAUUUAAGAAAGGAUAUUAUAAAGGAAAGAAAUCGGGCAAAACGGUAGAAGCGGCAGUGAGAGAUUUAUUAUUUGAAUAUCGGGUUACCGAGCACCCGAUCACGAAGUCCUCCCCUGCGGAAAUGUUGAUGGGACGAUCAUUAAGAACGACGUUAGACUUAAAGAAAGCACCAAGUAACCCAGUAGUCACCCCCCAGAUGGAACACAUGAAAGAGCGUUACGAUAGACAGACACAGGAAAGGAAAUUCGUAGAAGGACAGCAGGUGUACGUGCGCAAUUAUGCGGACAGACAUGAAAAAUGGACCCCAGGAAUAAUUUUGGAGGUGGUAGGAUCGAAUACGUAUCGUGUACAUUACGGUACAGGGUGUAGGCUGGCACAUGCGGACCAAUUGAAGAGGAGGAUGAACCUACCAAACGGAAUUGUGCUGCUGCCGUGGACAACAACUUCGAUGACGCCGCCAACGCCCGUGAUGGCACCUACUCCGGUUCCGGCACCAGGGUGGGGGUCGGGGACACCCACGGUGGUGUGCCUCGGCUCCCCCCUCCCGGGUUCGAUGAUGUCGCCGCCGAACAAUUCGCCACCUACGGUGGUAUUUGUACAACCGCCGGCGCGCCCACAGGGCCGGCGGACCCCGAGGUCCUAUAGUUGGGCGCGUCGAGAGCGCGUGCGACGAGCAAGGUGGAGAGGGCCACCGCCCAGAUAUGACGAUGAGAGUCGUGCGACGAGCAUUGCCCGUCGUCAGGAAGAGCCCGUGCAGGGUCGAAGGGAUGUGGAGGUUGAAGGAACUUUGGAGAGACGGGCACCCCUAAAAGAUGAAGAUAAUGAUCCACAUAUAGAACCAGCCAUAAUGCUUCCCAUCAUAGUGAAUGGACGUACCGUUGAUUUCGAGUUGGAUACCGGUGCCUCUGUAUCAAUAAUUGACGAGGCGACGUGGUCGAUGAUAGGAAAACCAGAAAUGAGACCGACCAAGCUAGAAGCGACGGCUUACAAUAAUAGCCCUAUCAGUUUUGAGGGUCGAUGUACAGUGGAGUUACAAUUUAAGGGACGUGUGAUAACAAUGGAAAGAUAUGAUCAGGGACUACAAAUAGAUUGUGGACCUCAUGUAAGAAGUGUGGAAGGCAAGAGGCCCUACACUAAAGAGCAGUUACGGGAAAAAAUGAAGAAUUUAUUAGAAGAGAACCAGGUAUUAUUUCAAAAAGGACUAGGGAAAUGUACGACGGCAAAGGUGUCACUGAAGUUGAAACAAGGAUUAGAAAAGCCUAAGUUUUGCAGAGUAAGACCAGUUCCUCUGGCAUUGAGGCCGAAGGUGGAGGCUAAGUUACAGGAGCUGGUAGAGAAUGGUACUUUGACUAGGGUGGAACAUUCGGAAUGGGCUACACCCUUAGUGGUAGUACCCUAA